ACAAGCAUGAUGUCUGAUCCAGUGCCCCUGCUUGAUGGCCCGCGUCAUGAUGAAGCUAUCACCAAGGUGCCUCGCUGCCUGUCUGCCAGCUGUGCAGUUGGUAGCCUACAAUACAGCCUUUGUCUCCGGCGCAACUGCAGGAGCAGCAUUGAGUACAGGAGUCGCAGCACACGUGUGCAAGGAAAGUGCUGGCACUGCCGCAAUGCAAGUUGCUGCGGCCUUUCUAUGUGAAGGCUUUCAGCAGGUAGUUCACAACAAAUUCUGCAACUGGCUUUUCCGCUGCGGCUGCACUUGGGAAUGGGCUGGCGGCUGGAACAAAUGCAACGUGCGCAAUGCAUUUGGUCCAAAAUGCCCUUGGUGUGUCGCAAGGCUAUCCAUCUCAUGGACCACUGACUGCCUUCCACUGGUUUUCAUGCUGCUGGUCUUCAGUGAGGCAAAAGCAAGGAGGUCGCCAUUCUGGGUACAGCUCCUGUUGCCGAUUUUCAGCUUCCUGUUGCUGGGCACGCUGGUUGCAUUCUGCUUCAAACUGGCCUCCGGCUACCCUUACUUCAUUGGUGGGCCUGUCCGUGGAAAAGACAUCAUGACAGACAGUAAUCAUGAGACAUCAUGAUUAAUAGUCACUGAAACCAAUGGCAUCCAAUAUAUUGGCUGUCCAAGUCAUCAGACAGCUGUUGACAGCGCGUCGAAAA
Messenger RNA from Cladocopium goreaui, 689 nucleotides. NCBI's taxonomy places the organism in Eukaryota, Dinophyceae, Suessiales, Symbiodiniaceae. The record is from the annotation of a GenBank genome assembly.